UCCAGCGACCUCCAACCUUGCCCUUGCCCGCUGCCUUCUUGCUGUGGAAGAGAGACACGUAGAGAUCUGCUGAGAACGGUGCAGAGUGAGCAGAGAAUGGUCUAAAUGAAGCCCGAGCCAGAUUUUCAUCAUCUGCAGUGUUUUGUGUUUUCCGUGACGAGAAGCUACACUCUUCACUUACCUUUAGACUCCCCAUGUCAACCAUCGGCAGUUUCUUAUGAAGCUCGUUCAUCCAGAAAGAAUGUUCUGGGCUGCAAUAUUUACCAGUGCAAAUGCGACUGUUUAUCAAGAGGCAAGAUCUUAGGAGAUCCAAUGGAUGAAGGACAAAGGAGGAUACGAGGUCCUAGCAGUCUGUUGAGGAAGUCGACAACGAUAGUCUGCUGGAGGCUGGAGGCUUGUCCUGUGGAAUUAGAGGUUUUCAACAUGCAGCACCUGGAGUACAGGAAGAAGGUGGAGAGCCCAGUGACAUGGUGCCAUGACGAUAACCUUUCCUUUAAUGUCAGCAAAACAAAAGAGAUAGGACACUCACUGACCUGCCCAGGGUGGUUUGUCCGUCCCCAGCCAAGGAACUUACAUGUCACAGAAGUUAACCACAUUUGUGGUUCUGGAGCUGCCCAUCCAGCCGGACCAGGAUAGACUGACAGAUGGGAUAUUGCUGAAUUAGAAGGGUUUUAUCAAAGUUAAAGAUAAGACAAAUAUUAGUUUACUUCCCAGUGAUCAUUCCCUUUCUGACAGUCCAUCUUGUGCCGUGAUGAAGCCACCCUCAGGGUGGUGGAGCAACACCUUAUAUUCUGUCUGGAUAGUCUCCAACCUGAUGGCAUGAACAUCGAUUUCUCCUUCUGGUAAAAAAAAUCUUUUCUACCUGCCCUCUUCUUCUAUUCCCUGCUGAGAGGUAAGAGGUUACCUCUUCUCUCCUGCCUAUCACCUCCCUUUGGCAUCCUUCCACCUCCCCUUUCUCCUAUGGGCCACUCUCCUCUCUUAUCAGAUUCCUUCCUCUCCAGCCCUUUACCUUUCCUAUCUGCCUGGCUUCACCUUUCACUUUCUAGACCUCCUUCCCCUUCCCCCACAUUUUCAUUCUGGUGUCUUCCCCCUUCCUUUCCAGUCCUAAAGAAGGUUCUUGGCCUGAAACGUCGACUGUUUGUUCAUUACAUAUAAUCUACUGGAGAACCUCGACAGACCCCGACCUGCUGAUUUCCUCCAGCAUUUUGUGUGUGUUGCUUUGGAUGUAUUUGUCACAUGUAGAAUGAAACAUUGAAACAAAGAGUGAACAGACAAGUUAGGGAAACGUUUAACUGGAGUAAGGGAAAAUAUGAGGCUAUCAGGCUGGAACUUGGAAGCAUAAAUUGGAAACAGAUGUUCUCAGGGAAAUGUACGGAAGAAAUGUGGCAAAUGUUCAGGGGAUAUUUGUGUGGGGUUCUGCAUAGGUACAUUCCAAUGAGAUGGGGAAAGGUUGGUAGGGUACAGGAACCGUGGUGUACAAAGGCUGUUGUAAAUCUAGUCAAGAAGAAAAGACGAGCUUACGAAAGGUUCAAAAAACUAGGUAAUAUUAGAGAUCUGGAAGGUUAUGAGGCUAGCAGGAAGGAGCUUAAGAAUGAAAUGAGGAGAGCCAGAAGGGGCCAUGAGAAGGCCUUGGCAGACAGGAUUAAGGAAAACCCCAAGGCAUUCUACAAGUAUGUGAAAAGCAAGAGGAUAAGACGUGAGAGAAUAGAACCAAUCAAGUGUGACAGUGGAAAAGUGUGUAUGGAACUGGAGGAGAUAGCAGAGGUACUUAAUGAAUACUUUGCUUCAGUAUUCAACACGGAAAAGGAUCUUGGCAAUUAUAGGGAUGACUUGCAGUGGACUGGAAAGCUUGAGCAUGUAGGUAUAAAGGAAGAGGAUGUGCUGGAGCUUUUGGAAAGCAUCAAGUUGGAUAAGUCACUGGGACUGGACGGGAUGUACCCCAGGCUACUGUGGGAAGUGAGGGAGAAGAUUGCUGAGCCUCUGGCGAUGAUCUUUGCAUCAUCAGGAGAGGUUCCAGAGGAUUGGGGGUUCCAGAGGAACCAGUGUGGCAUGGUCCAAUCUAAAUUAGGAACUUCGGAUAAAGAACACCAGGUGAGGCAGGGUCUGAUCUAAAUUGGGAGCAUCGGGUAAAGGGCACCAGGUGAGGCAGGGUCUGAUAUAUAUUGGGAACUUCAGGUAAAGGGCAUGUUCCCCCUAAUAGAGCUAAUGAAGGAAUCUGUAGAUGGACAGGUGGAUAUAAGAGUUGGUUUGAUGUAGUCAUGGAUGAGAUCUGAGAAAUCACAGGGUCACCAACAUGUUUAUUUGACCCUUGAGCUUCUCAUGAUCGUUCUGGCUUACAAGGUCACUGUAGAGGAGGUGAAUCUCAGUUAUGCCUAAAGCCUAUGUGGGAGCUGAGGGGUUAAUGUGACAUUGGGUAAGGGUGCAAAAUCAGUUUAGCUGCCCAUGAUGUAUCUCUUUUAAUCUUCCGUUCCGCUGAAGUCAUGGAAACCGAUUUAAUACAGGCACACACACAAAGAACAGCCUCCCACACAGAUAUGCAAAUACCAGACUCCCACACAGACGUGGAGAAGGAGCCCCACACCCUUCUUAAAGGAGUCCGUUGCUCUGCGAUGCACCGGUGAAAACAAGCCCGCCCUGUACCAGUGACCACAGUGCCAGAAACACUCGGGAAGUCAGCCAGCAUCUGCGGAGAGAGAACCUGAGCCAACAUUUCACCUCAGUGGUCUUUCCGACCCACAAACACAAGAGAAUCGGCAGAUGCUGGAAAUCCAGGGUAACACUUACAAGACAUUGGAGGAACUAAGCCAGUCGGGAAUAAGGAGUCAACAUUUUGGGCUGAGAGCCUUCGUCAGGACCCCUACUUUCCAACCCCCCCCUUUACCUCUCACUCCCAUGGAAUUGGUUAUAACUUCCUUCCCAUCCUUCUCCUCAUCUCCAACCGCUGUUUUUUAAAUUAAUUAUUAUUGUGACAAUUCUCUUCUACAUAGACAUCCUCCCAUCUCUCCAUCCCUCUCCACCCUCCUAAUUUCACCCAUAUUUUAGUUGGAUUGUGUUUUUCGUGUACUUAGCUUUCCUACUCUUGCUGAUAUUUUUAUACAAUCACCCACGUUUAAUUAUUCAAUGAAGUUUCCAUUACAGUACAGUUGAUUCUGUAUUUUUCUAGAAACUUCUUAGUUUUCAGCAGCAGGUGUCACACUGCAUGAAUAAGGAUAUUUUGUAGGUUAAUUGAUAUCACUGGAAUUUCGUUAUCGCUUGACCAUGACUGCUUUGCCCUUUGACCUUUUCUUCUCUUGGCUCCUCUUUCUUGUUCAUUUUCUACUCUUGU
Mobula hypostoma (lesser devil ray) is the source of this 3325-nucleotide messenger RNA. RefSeq lists its product as uncharacterized. The transcript has 7 exons. The record is from RefSeq and is a predicted model, not a curated record. NCBI's taxonomy places the organism in Eukaryota, Metazoa, Chordata, Chondrichthyes, Myliobatiformes, Myliobatidae. Bases 106 to 636 code for a protein of 176 amino acids.